AUGAAGAACAGGAAACAAUAUAUUCAAGAUACUGAGGGUCAAAAGCAUGAAGGCAUGGAAGGUGAAGAAAAUGAAGAAAGCUGUUCCUGUUCUACGCGAUUAUAUGAUGGUGACACAUGCCCUAUCUGUCUGAACUGCCUUCUAGAACAAGAGAUUGGUUUUCCUGAGAGCUGCAGUCAUACCUUCUGCAUCACUUGUAUUCUUAAAUGGGCUGAGACGCAGGCUUCGUGUCCUAUUGAUCGCAGACCAUUUCAAGCAGUAUGCAGGCUUGAUGCAGUGGAAGAGCAGAUAAAGGUUCAGGUUAAAAAACAACUAAGGAGGAAGGAAGAAGAGGAGAACUGUGCAUGCAAUAAGGGAAAAUAUAGCCAUGUGAAGAUGAGAAGUUUUGUGAGAAGAGCUGUAUGUCCAGACAGAGGGCCGUUAACAGCAAAAUUAAGCAAAGUUUUGAAGAAAAAAUACAGUAAUAUUUUGUAUGACAAACAAAACAAGAAAGCAUUGUCUGUGAAGAUAAACAAGCCCAGAAGACAGACCUGCUGGAAUGAGUGCUUCAGAACUAAUUUCUUCAGCAUGCUUCCGGCCGGUGGUAGCAAUGAAGAAUCCUUUUUUAGUUGUAGAAAUGACUGUACAGAAUUCGCAGAAGUCAAUGCAACGGUUAGACAGAAGAGACGAGAACUAGAAUUGUCCUGUUCAUCUGUGCUUGCUCGAGUGGAGAGAAUUCCUUUACUAUCUUAUGGAGCUGAAGCUGAGACCUUUCUUCUCAUUUCUACUACAGUGGCAGGGACAAUUCUUCCAACAAAUACCAGGCCUUUGGAAAACUUUGAGUCUUUAGGCAAAGGAUACGCUGUUGCGUGCACCCAAGAAGGAGAAGAGAAAAAGCAAGCUUCUGGCUCAUCUGGCACUAGAGGAACUAGAAGGAAAUCGGUUAACGCUACUCCAAGAAGAAGGUCUGCACGAAACAGCAAAAAUGAGACUCUGGGUCAAUCUCGGAGCUCACCUCGGUCAAGCAGUUCUGCGUGCGGUGCCUCUGAUGGCAAUAACCCAUCUCUGAAUAAGUCUCCUUCGGAAUCAGAGAAGGCUCCUCCAAAACGAAAGUCUAAAAGAAUAGUUAAACAACAAACACCCGUGGUUAAAAAGAAACUGAGAAGUUCUGCACGUUCUGAAAAAACACCCAGUGAUUCUGUGGAAGAUGAUGACGUUGCUGAGUCUGAAGCAGUUCUAACGUUAGAUAAAGACCGGCAGUCAGAUAACGAAAGCAAUAGUGCAAGCCUUCCACAGAAAAAUAAUGUGGAAACAGAAUCUGUUAAUGGGUUGGAAAGGUUUAGUGAACAUGCAGAAAUUGAGGAAACUAUGGGAGAAUGUAACAAAGAUGAAGAUACCUCAGGCAACAUGGAUGUCAUUUUUUCUGUCCAAGAACCUCCAGUACUGUCUUCAGGGUGUGAAAGUCAGGAAUCUGAAGUGAAAGGUGAUACUGGAAAAAAUGUAGAUCAUAAGAAUGAGGACAUCUGUGAAAAUACUCUUGAACAAAUGGAAACAGUAGCUGGUCCCACAGUUGAAGUAUGUGACCAUGCAACUUUCGAAAAAGUGAAUCAGACAUUGUGUAGUCCUCAAAAUGAAUUAACAGAGAACAUAGAAACUUUGACAAAAAUAGAUCAACCCAUAGGUAGUCCAGAAAAUGAAUUGUUGGAAUAUCCAGAAAAUUUGGGAAAAGAUCAGCCAUUAGAGAGCCCCAGGAGCAAAUUGCCUGAGCAUCCAGAAGCCAUAGAAGUAGAUGAUUCCAAGGCUGAAGAAGAAGCAGUAGUAGACUGUGCACAUACAAAUAUUCAAAACUUAGAAACUGUUCAAGUUGAAGAACCAGAUACAUUAAUACCCAGUAUUUCUAUGAACAGUACAUCAGAACCGUCCUUAAAAGAGAACACUGUGCCAGAGAGUGAAGAGGGUAGAACUUCAGAGUCACCCCAGGUAAAUGCUGAACAUAAACAUUUUGGUGAAGAUAACAAUGAGAUGAUACCGAUGGAUUGUGACUCAUUUUGCAGUGACCAGAAUGAACCUCAGAUUGAGCAGUUACCACCAGUUGAAAGUACAGAGCAAGAAGUGAACUCCUUACAGUGUGAUGCAGGAAACUGUGCAUCAGUUUCAGGACUUUCUGAUGAAAAAGAUGAAUCUAUUCCUCAAGAAAGAGAGUGCCAAUCAGAACUCAAAAAAGAUAAAAAGACUCGAACUAGAAGAUCUAGGUUUCACUCUCCAUCAACAACUUGGUCUCCUUCUAGGAGAGAGGGCAGGACAUCUCAAUCACCAUCCCCUAAAAGGGAGAUGACCAGAGGCAGGAGCUCACGAUCACCCAAGAAGGAAACUGUGAGGGAGAUAAGGAGAUCCUUAUCUCAUUCUCCAAAGAGAGAGACACUCAAAGAUGAGAAAAAAACACCAUCUCGAUCUCCCAAAAGGGAAACUGUCACGGAAAGCAGGAGAUCAUCUUCUCGAUCAAGAACUAAGGAUUCAUCUCCGAGGCAAAAAUCUAGAUCUCGAAGCAGUGAUAGAGAUAGUCAAAGAAGAGAUCGUGACAGAGAAAGAAGAAGUAGGAGGUGGUCUAGGUCACGGUCACGAUCUAGGUCAAGAUCACGAUCUAGGACAAGAAAUAAAGGUUCUUCGUUCUCUAGAAAUGAGAGGGACAGUCAUUCACCUCGAUGGAAAGAGAGAUGGGCAAAUGACAGCUGGAGGAGUCCCAGAGGAAAUGAUCGAUAUAGAAGAAGUGAUCAAGAAAAACCAAAUGAAAGUCUUAAAAAAGAGAAGGACAAUACAGAAAAGACCAAUGAUGAUCAGUAUUCUUCAGACAAGCGGAGGAGUGAUUUUCCAGACUGGGUAAUGGAAAGGAUAAACUCUGUUCCAGAAGUCAGGAACAGAGAGAGAGAUCAACCACAUUGGGAAGACGGCAGGCAUGAUAAUUCAGGACACUCUUGGAAUAAAAACUUCGGUUCAGGUUGGAUUCCGAAUCGAGGGAGAGGUCAGCGUGGCCGAGGUGGGCGUGGAAGAGGUGGUUUCAUGUAUGGAGACCAGAGUGAAAAUCACUGGCAAAAUAGAAAACCUCUCUCAGGGAACUCAAAUUGUUCUGGGAAUGAAACUCCAAGAUUCCCAGAACAUCAGCCAUACAAGCGUAAGAAUGAACAAGAUUACUCUUUUGAUACGCCUGCUGACAGAUCUGGGUGGACGUCGGCGUCCAGCUGGGCUGUGAGAAAGACUUUACCUGCUGAUGUGCAGAAUUACUAUUCAAGAAGAGGACGCAGCUCAUCAAGCCCACAGUCUGGAUGGGGAAUGAGGCAAGAAGAGGAGACACCUGAACAAGAUCCAAACCUCAAAGACCAAGGCAACCAGCAAAGCGAUGGUUCUCAGUUACCAAUGAACAUGAUGCAGCAACAAAUGAAUGUAAUGCCACAAGUGAAUGCACAGCACCAACCUAUGAAUAUUUUUCCGUAUCCAGUGGGUGUCCAUCCUCCCAUGAUGAAUAUGCAACGAAAUCCUUUCAGCAUCCCCCCUCCAAUGCCCAUGCAUCUCCCUACCGGAGUGCCUCUCAUACAGGUAGCUGCUCCCACAAAUUUGUCUCAGGGAUUACCUCCGCCUCCACCUCCACCCCCACCAUCUCAACAAGUCAGCUACACUGCUUCACAGCAAGAUGGAAAACAAUUGCAGGGUAUUCCAAAUGCUGCUCAUGUAAGUAAUGACAUGAGUGUUCCAGCCUUGCCUGCUCCAGCAGCAGUCCUGGGAAGUGCGGGAAUAGUUCAGGGACCAAGUUCGGGUAAUGCAACGUCAUCAAGUCACAUCAAAAGCUCCAAUGCAGCUGUAAAAUUGGCAGAAAACAAAAAACUGUUAAUUCAAGAAAAAGCAGCACAAGAGGUCAAACUAGCUAUUAAACCUUUCUACCAAAAUAAAGACAUCACUAAGGAAGAAUACAAAGAAAUUGUGCGGAAAGCUGUAGAUAAGGUUUGUCAUAGCAAGAGCGGAGAAGUUAAUUCUGCAAAAGUGGCAAAUCUAGUGAAAGCGUAUGUAGACAAAUACAAACAUUCACGGAAGAAGAAUCCCGAAGAGGCAGUCUCCUGCGAAAGGAAAUAG
Opisthocomus hoazin is the source of this 4101-nucleotide messenger RNA. The record is from RefSeq and is a predicted model, not a curated record. Lineage: Eukaryota; Metazoa; Chordata; Aves; Opisthocomiformes; Opisthocomidae.